GAUUUGGACACUGCGCUAAUCUCAUUCUGAGUCUCCAUGGUAAGUGAUUUGUUGUUUGAUCGCUCAAACAUGAGGUCUCUUGUUUUUUACCUGAAAUACGAGCAGUUAUUGUGAACUUUGACCUGUCGAGCUCUUGACUCCACAAUGAGAUUCGGAAACAAGUGAUUGAGGAAGAUAUUUAUACAUUGUUUACAACAAUUCAAUUUUAAUCAGUCGACAAAUCAUGACGUCCAAAAUUUCCCUUCAAUCACAUCCAGAGAUAAAAGAGAUAUACUCUACAACCUUCAGAAAUAAAAACAAACUCAAAUCUCCUGAGCAGCUUCUUCACAAACGACGACGGAGCUCAUCUUCAUCUACAUCUUCCUCGUCGACAUCAUCUAGCAGUUCUAAGAGUUCAUUAUCUGAAGGAGAUUAUGCGGACAGUUCCAUUCAAUUUUGUGAAUUGUGUUCCAUUGAUAGAACCUUGCUUACUAUAGUAAGCAUUCCUACUCCACGGAAACAUCGAGGAGAAUAUUAUCAUGUAGUCAGCAAUGUGACAGAGGAAACUAUUGAUAUAGAAAAGUAUGAUAGAAUCAUUCGAGUAAACAGCAACGAUGUUAAGAACAUUGAUCCUGUCGAAUUCAGAGAUAUCCUUCAAACGGAGCUGACCAGCUCGAAGUGUUUCAAAUUUAGGAAGAGGACAUCAAUGACUUUAUGGCGCUGGAGUGGACAGGAUAUAUCAGAGAUUUGCGUACAGUUUAGCUUUGAGACAAAGAAACAAGUUUCAAUAUCGACAAUUUCUUCUCAGCCAACCAGAGAGCAUGGUAAAUUAAAAAAGCAAAGAUCAGCCGUUAAGAAAUUAAUUAAAGUGGAAGCCAAAACAGGCACUUUUGUGCGAUUUCAACCAGACACAGGGACCUUGAUAGGUGCAACGAUAAACAAGGACGACUUUAGGUUUUACUUGUUCAACUUCCAGUUUUACUCCUGUACAGUGCUGUGGUCUAAACAAACAGUUACACGAGAAGUGUGCACCAUAAGUUGUCAAGCAGACGAUCAAGCUUAUGACGUUGUAGGGGACUUCGACACCAAAGAGCUUAUUUUAAGGCCUCAACAGCCCAUUUCAAUAGAACACCCGGACGAGAGAUUUUUCAUUUACUACGAGAUUGGUGAGACAGGGGACAAAGUGUUCGAGCUUCUUUUGUACCCAAAUCAAUGUAUCAAAUACAGCAGUGCUAAACAAUGUCUUGAACUGGAAGAAUUAGGAAUGUCAAAAUCAAAGUCCAAGAGAUCAUUCAUUAAUCCAAAGACUCAAUUUCAGUUUGAGCCACAAACCUCUCUGGAUCAAACUGAAGUUAGGAAGUAUGUCAAGUCUCACAAAUAUGGUCUUUGCUGCUUUAGUUCAACAGAGGAAAACAAUCAGGGGCCAUAUCUGGAUGGUAUAAAGCCAUGUAAUGAGUUCAAAUUGAAAAGUGAAGAGGAUGUAAAAACUGAAUUAUCAAUAGAGUCUGGAAAUGGGGAUGAAAUAGAUGCAUGCAUAUCAAUUACAUCUUUGACGAGAGAUAUCUAAGACUUCAUAUUCUUUUUUCUAAUUUGCCUCUGAAUACCAUGACUGUGUCUUUUUACAUUACAAUUACAUGGAAUCAAAGUAACAAGUAAGAAAGAUCAAAUUGUUUAUUAAAUGCUCCAAUAUUAUGUUUUAACAUUCAUCCUAUAACACAAACAUUAAACAAAUCAAUAAAUAAAUUUACUUUCAUUCAUAAAUUUCUACAAAGUAAUUAUGAAUUAACACAUUCUUUAU
This is a messenger RNA of Saccostrea cuccullata (small rock oyster), 1777 nucleotides long. RefSeq lists its product as uncharacterized. Bases 224 to 1546 code for a protein of 440 amino acids. The record is from RefSeq and is a predicted model, not a curated record. The transcript has 7 exons. Lineage: Eukaryota; Metazoa; Mollusca; Bivalvia; Ostreida; Ostreidae.